This is a messenger RNA of Girardinichthys multiradiatus, 1233 nucleotides long. It is a transcript of the gene psph, whose product is annotated as phosphoserine phosphatase. The transcript is spliced from 6 exons. Gene Ontology annotation, biological process: dephosphorylation; L-serine biosynthetic process. Gene Ontology annotation, molecular function: L-phosphoserine phosphatase activity; magnesium ion binding. Gene Ontology annotation, cellular component: cytoplasm. NCBI's taxonomy places the organism in Eukaryota, Metazoa, Chordata, Actinopteri, Cyprinodontiformes, Goodeidae. The record is from RefSeq and is a predicted model, not a curated record. The coding region runs from base 110 to 844 and encodes 244 amino acids.
ACCAACUGGUGAGUGGGCGGGAACUUUGUCAGCUUCGCUCUGAUUGGUUGGCCGUUUGGCGCGUCACUUCCUCAGCGUUGAGCCCAUUGAGAGCGGUCUCUCUCGGCUCAUGUCCAAACGAGCAGCCUGCUUGUGCCUUAUCAACGCUCCCCUUUUUCGCACGAUGACAACUAUUCAGGAGACAAAGGAGCUCUUCAGGAGAGCAGAUGCUGUCUGCUUUGAUGUGGAUAGCACAGUCAUCAAAGAAGAAGGCAUCGAUGAACUCGCCAUAUUCUGUGGUGUGGGGGAUGCGGUCAGAGAGAUGACUCUUAAAGCCAUGGGCGGCUCAAUGACGUUUAAGAAGGCCCUCACUGAGCGUCUCUCCAUCAUCCGAUGUUCCAGAGAACAAGUAAACAAACUCAUAACGGAUCACCCACCUCAACUGACACCAGGCAUAAAGGAGCUUGUGGACCGUCUGCAUGAGCGCAACAUAAAGGUGUUCCUCAUUUCUGGUGGUUUUCGUUGCAUUGUCGAACAUGUGGCCUCUCAGCUAAACAUCCCUCUGCAUCAUGUCUACGCCAACCGACUCAAGUUCUACUUUAACGGCGAAUACGCUGGUUUUGAUGAAAGUCAGCCCACAGCUGAGAGCGGAGGCAAAGGAAAAGUGAUAAGCAUGCUGAAAGAGCAGAACGGCUUCAAAACAGUGGUGAUGAUCGGAGACGGAGCCACUGAUCUGGAGGCCUGCCCCCCAGCUAGUGCUUUCAUUGGAUUUGGAGGGAACGUCGUCAGAGCCCAAGUCAAGGAGAGAAGUUCCUGGUAUGUGAAGAGCUUCGAUGAGCUGCUGAAGGAGCUGGAGAAGAUUUAAACACGCUAGAAAAAUUCUGUUACCGAUUUAACCUUUUAUAUUUGCACCCAAAGGUGUGCCGGUGAAGCUUUUUAUCUAUUACACACUCAAUAGAUUUUUAUAGUUGAAUAUAAGUAUUUACACUAGACAGACUUAACAUUAAUGUUGAUUUUUUUGUACUAAAAAGGUAACUAAACACUGUCUGGAUGGACAUUAAGAAGUUAGUGUUUUUGUGCUUUUUACAUAAAAACCUUACAAGUUGUAGGCAUUAUGUUAUGGCAUGUGCAAUGAGAAUUGUAUUAAAAAUGUGUUCAGUACUAAAAGACCUGUAACCUGACUUGACUGUCAAAACUGUGGCAACUUCAGUCCUUUAAGGAGCAUCAAAAUUAAAGACGAGAACAUGCUGUAAA